AUGACGGGACCCGAGACUAGACCGCUGCCUACGGUGGGUAAGCAAGCCUGUGACCAACUUAUGAAACGGUUGCUUGGAACGAUCCGCCAUUUGACCGAGCUAUGCAAUAAGGUGGACACAGCACGUGCCAAGCAACCUGAACCCGAAGACGACGAGAAGGUGAUAAUUCAAUUGGAAUUGACUCAUUUGCUUUUGGAGGAGGCCCAGUACUCAAUCCGAACCUUGGCUAGGCUUAGCCGAGCCCCAGCAUGGAUUGCAGAUCAAGCAGGACACCUGAAUACGAUGAUACAUGUGAAGGAGGCAAAGGAAAAGAGUCGCCUCAUUCGAGAGCAACUCCGCCAACGCCAUCAAUUGUCACUGGCAGAUAUUGACACGUCUAUGCCCCAGGACACGGCCCAGGCGACAGUGGAUGAUGGUUUUUCUGAGACUGAGGCCGAACCAACAGUGCAACAACAUAGGGAUAAUAUUGUUUAUUUCAAAAAUGGCAAGUAUGUAUGA
Sphaeroforma arctica JP610 is the source of this 498-nucleotide messenger RNA. RefSeq lists its product as hypothetical. The record is from RefSeq and is a predicted model, not a curated record. Bases 1 to 498 code for a protein of 165 amino acids. Lineage: Eukaryota; Ichthyosporea; Ichthyophonida. The transcript has a single exon.